AUGAAUCAAUAUGAACAAUGGAAUCGUAGAAUUCGGACCAUUUGGUACUGCAGCAGUUUAUACGUUGAGUACAAAAAUGCGCUCAGAAAAUCGAGGAAACUACCGGUGGAAAAAAAAACGGAGUACUGGGAAAAGAAACAUGAAGAAUUUGCUACGAAGAUGUUAAAUAAUAUUUACGAACUCCGGGGCUGGUGGGUUAAGGUAGGUCAAUUUUUAAGUACUCAGGAAAAUAUCAUGCCCGUGGCAUAUAUAGAGAAGUUUACCAAAUUGCAGGACAUGAUGCCUACGUCCUCAUUUGACAAAAUAGAAGCGAUUUUGAAAAAGGAACUAGGAAAUAUAUAUGACAUAUUCGAGAAUAUUGAUAAGGAGCCGCUGGCCAGUGCUUCCAUAGGGCAGGUGCAUAAAGCCAAGUUAAAAAAAUACGAAAAAGAUAUAAACACUAUGAGUGAACAAGAUAUAAAUAGAAACGAUUAUAAUGUUAUAGUAAAAAUCCAACAUGAAGGAAUAGAUCAAUUUUUAUCUUCUGAUAUAAAUACACUAAAAAAGGUUUCUUGGGCAUUUGGAUUAAUUGAUAAAAAUUUCUAUUUUACUGAUUUUAUUGAUGAAUGGCAAGAUUCUGCAUCUAGAGAAUUAAAUUAUAAAUAUGAAUUAUAUCAUCAACUAUUAGCUUAUAAUACUUUUAAAAAAUCUAAAAUUCCAUUAAAGAUACCCAAAAUAUAUUGUGCUUAUACAACGUCUAAAGUGUUAGUAAUGGAAUAUAUUAAAGGAUUUAAAAUUACAGACAUAAAUUCGAUCAAAAAAUAUAAUGUCGAUGCGUAUGAUUUGGUUUAUAAAAUCAUCGAUUAUUUCGCUUAUCAAAUUCAUAAUGAUGGUUUCUUUCAUGGGGAUCCGCACCCGGGAAACAUACUCGUUAUGAUUGAGGAUGCGGGAAAAAAGGAGAAGAGUCGGGCGAGAAGCAAUAAAAGGAACAGAAGCGUUCAUAGGAAGAGAAGUGAUAACAGGAAGAGAAGUGCUAACAGGAAGAAAAGUGCUAACAGGAAAAGAUACACAGAUGGAAAUUGUCAAACGGGGAACUAUUCUGGUGAACAGCCGAUUAACAUACGAAAUGAUAGGGUUAACGAGGGUAAACAUGUAAACAAUAGUAUAUAUAGUAGUAAAGAAAAUGUUAGCAUUACAGAAAAUGAUAGUGUGCAUAACAAUUCUUUAGGUGCUGUUUCUAAUGCAUCUAUCGAAGAAUUUAUAGAUUCUAGAUACAACAUUGCCAAGAUGAAAAGUAUUUCAAGUAAUACAACGAAUAAUGUACUUCAUAAAUCUUGUAGUUUUGUAGACUAUACUACUAAUAAGAAAAAGGAAAGUCUAUCUAAUAAAGUAUUAAAAGAAGAUUAUGAUUUUGUUAUAAAUGAAAAUAUCAAUGGUCAAGGGUCCAUAAGAAAAUGUAUAUCAAAAUCCGACGAGUGCAUUUCGUCUUCAAAAGCUACAGGGGAUACGACGUUCACACAAGCACAAAAUAAAAAAGAGAACGAACGAAAUUUAACAAAAUUGGUUGAACAUGCGCGUGGCAGCCUUCUACACACAGAGCAAAAUUUGUUCCCCGAAAGUAUCGAUGAUUUAACAGAGAAGGGGGAAGAAGGAGCAGCAGGGAAAGACGCAGUAGUAGGAGCAAAUGGAGCAGUAGGAGAAGACGAAGCAACGGGGGAAGACACUGUAGCAGGGGCAGAGGCAGAGGAAGAAGAAGGGGAUAGGGUGAAAAUUGGAUCAAGUAAAUUCGUACCUGUUAUAAUCGAUUGGGGGUUGAUAAAGCAAUUGGAUGGAGUGAUGAAACUAGCUUUCUGCAAAUUGGUGUACAGUAUCAACUGCAUGAACGUGUUAAAUAUAAUCGAGGCGUUUGAGGAUAUGGGUUUUUGCUUUAAGGAAAAUUUUACGUAUGACCCAGAAAUAUAUAUAGAGAAUUUGAAAAAUUUUUUUUUUAAAAAGUUAGAAGAGUCGAAAAGCAAAGGAAACGAUGGAGUUAAAGAAGAUGUUAAUGAUAAUGAAGAACCAAAUAAGCAUAAAAAUGUAGACAUGUUGAGAAAUAUUGAUAAAAAGGAUGUUUAUGAUAAAAACCCUAUAAGUGAUGUACCUAAAGAUAUCAUAUUUUUUAUGCGUGUUGCUUCUUUAUUACAUGGAUUAUGUACACAAAUGGAUGUUAAAAUAAAUUAUUUAAGUAUCUUUUCAAGAAGAGCAAAAGAAGCAUUAGAAAAAAUUUACAAGCCUAUGAAUAAAUCGAUAUAUACUAUUCCUAUUGAUAAGAUACCCAAUUCGUUUUUAGAAAAAAGAAUACAUAAUUUAUUAAAAAAAUUAUAUGAACAGAAAAAAAUAUUAGGAUGCCAGGUAGCUAUUAUACAUAAUAAGAAAAUUGUUGUUGAUACAUGUGUUGGUAUCACAAGUACUAUUGAUAAAAGACCUAUAACAAGGCAUUCCUUGUUUAAUGGUUAUUCUUUAAAUAAAGUGAUUUUAACCAUUGCCUUAAUUCAUCUUAUUUCGAAUUCUGUAAAUGAACAUCAUUCCAUGGAUAGUAUACCUUUAAAUCUUGAUAAAAAGAAAAAAAUAAAUCAGCAAGAUGCGAAAGAUGAUAUAAUAAAAAAGGAAGUAAACUCAACCAAAGAAGAGGAAGAAAAAGUAAAUGAUCACAGCGUAUAUGUGAGUGAACAAAUUAGAAACAUUAACAAAAUAGAGAAUGACUAUUUUGUUACAGUAACAAAGGACAACUUGUAUUUUCAAGAUUCACAAUACAAGGGAAAGGGCAAUAGGGGCGUUACAGCGCAUGCAAACACGGAAGGCAUUGAUGAAGAUAUUGAUGCCCAUGCUUGUGCAGUUGCAACGAGCUCUAUCGCCUCUGGUGGAGUUUCUAACCCUGAGAAUAAUAAUCAUAUGGACGAUGGACUCAUGGAUGUGCGUAGUCUAAACAACUACAGCAGCAUAUAUGGAAAGAAUAACAACUACAGUAGAUACUGCAGAAAUUUCAACUGUAGUGAGAGCAGCAGCGGGGGGGAGGGAAGUGGAAAGGCAGGAACUAUUUUUGAACUCGGAAGGAAGAAAAAGAUGAGCAAGAGUGGAAGAAACAAUGAUAGCAGUUGUGGAAGAAACAAUGAUAGCAGUUGUGGAAGCAAUAAUGUAAGCAACUCUGGGAGCAACAACUCAAACUCUCAGGACAAAGACCAUGUAAGAGGAAAUUAUCUGUUCUCGGAAAAUUUCAUUAAAGAUAUCGAGUCAAAGCAGAUAGAGAAUUUUAAAAACAUGAUUAACGAAUAUAUAUGUAAUUACUGGGAUGGAUUUAUUUGUAAUAAUAAAAAAAAUAUAACAAUAAAGGAUGUACUGACUUUGAAGUGUUUCAUUAGAAAACCUUUUCAUGACAAAAUAACUUUAAGCAAGUUUAUAGAUUAUGAACAGAUGAUUAACAUGAUAGAAAAUUCGAAAAAUUAUAAUGUAACAAAUAAAUCAAAAAAGUAUGGGGAAUAUUUAUAUUUAAUUGAUACGUAUAUUAUUUCAGAAAUCAUUCGUAGUAUAUCUGGAUUAAAGUAUUAUGAGUAUAUAUACAAAUAUAUUAUAAAACCUUUAAAUCUAAAUGAAGAAAUGUUUAUUCCUAUCCCUUCCUAUUUGUUAAAGAAGAACGAAGAAGAAUUAAAAAAAAGGAACAAUAAUGGUAAUUGCAAUAGUAAUAGUAACAACAGUAAUAAUUAUUAUAGUAAUCAUAAUAAUUAUAGUAAUCAUAAUAAUUAUAGUAAUAAUAAUUAUUAUAGUAAUAAUAAUUAUUAUAGUAAUAAUAACACAAAUGCUAACAAAAGGGGGAAAACAUUUCUUAAAAGUAAAAAACAGUCUGCACCUAAGGACAGUGCUCAUAACUUUAACAGUAAUGAGUUCCUGUCAACUUCGUUCGUGUCGAGGAAAAACAAAAAGUUAAACGGUGCUUCCAGUGCACAUAACGCACCUAACCCGACUAGUGGCAUAUUUGAUGAUAAGCAUUAUAUUGUUUUUAGAGGUUAUAUGAAGAAGGAAAAUAAUAUAUUGAUAAAUAAAUAUGAAAGUAAAAAAAAAAAUGUUGCUCCUAAUGAAUCCAAGACAAUCAACAGGAGAACCAUAAGUGUGGAGGUUUGUUUCUCGUCCAGAAAAAAUAUUUAUCAUGAUAGCAAUAAAAGUGUUAUGAAGCACAGCAGCGUUGUUAAGGGUAAAAUGUUUUCCACGGGUAUGUUCGACUCCACAAGGGGGAUCUUAUCCCAGGGCAUGAGGUACAGGGGAAAGGCAAAGAAGGAUAAAGAAGCGAAGGAGAAGGAUAAAGAGCAGAAUGAGAAGGAUAAAGAAGCGAAGGAGAAGGAUAAAGAAGCGAAGGAGAAGGAUAAAGAGCAGAAUGAGAAGGAUAAAGAGCAAAAUGAGAAGGAUAAAGAGCAGAAUGAGAAGGAUAAAGAGCAGAAUGAGAAGGAUAAAGAGCAGAAUGAGAAGGAUAAAGAGCAGAAUGAGAAGGAUAAAGAAGCGAAGGAGAAAGAUAAAGAAACGAAGGAGAAGGAUAAAGAAGCGAAGGAAAAGGAUAAAGAAGCGAAGGAGAAGGAUAAAGAGCAGAAUGAGAAGGAUAAAGAAGCGAAGGAGAAGGAUAAAGAAUCAAAGGAGAAGGAUAAAGACUUAGCUGGGAACAAUACUUCCCAGAAAGAUGUAGUUCAGAAUAACACUACCGAGAAAAGCAGAGUGAACAUUCUGGUGAAUAACAAAAACGUGGAAGAUGCAUGUAACAAAACGAAAUUUACCUCGAACAAGGGGCUGGAAAGCAGCCUAAAGAAUAGAGAAAUGAUUAGUUUUAAAAGUAGGUUUUUAAAUCAUGUAGACAUUUUAAAAGUGAAGACGAAAAAAAUCAAUGAUUCUAUAAAAAAUAUGUAUGAGAAUAAUGAGAAUACCUUUUUAAGAAAUUUUUUUAUGUCUCAUAAGAAAAAUGAUAAUAAACAUAAUAGUUUAGAUCAUAGGAAUGUAGAAGUUAAUUAUAUAUAUGAUAAAAAAUUGCAAUAUAAAAAAAAUUUCAAUGAGAAAUUUGGUAAUAGUUUUUAUUAUAAUGAAAUUAUGAAUGAUGUAAGAACGGAUAAUUUGGAGAGUACAUGGAAAUUAAAAAAUAUAAACAAAUUAACAUCUAAGUUGAGGUCAGGAGACAAAAAUAAAAGAAAUUAUAUUUUAAAUGGGAAGGAUAAGGAUAGUGGAAAGGAUAAUACGAGAUCACGUAGAUGCACAAAUAUUAAAACAGCAGAAUAUAAUUUAAAAAACUACAGUCAUAACAAUGAUAGUACUAUUUCUUAUAAUACUAAUACAGAUGGUUUUAUACUUAAAUAUCAAAAUGAUAUGAAUGAUUUAUUAGAUUAUAAUGUAAACCUUUUGUCUAAUAGUUUUUUAAAAAAAUUUUCAGGGUAUAAGAAUAAAAAACAUGGCACCAGUAGUGAUAUUAGUACCAAUCAUAUAUACACACUAGAAGAAGAUAGCAAAUUCUAUAAGUUUUCUUAUGAUGAGAAUAUUAGAACGUUAUAUGAAAAUGUAGAUACGAAAACAAGUGGAGAUGAAUCAGCGAAUAGUUUGCUGAAGGAGAAAUAUGACAGCUAUCAAAGGAGAAACAAAAAAUACCGUAAAUUGUUUAAAUAUAUCAAGGAUUUAAAAAAGUAUAUAAAAAGGAGGGAAGACAAGAUUAGGAACGCGAAUUCAACUACUUUUAAAGGAGGCAGCAGUGAUAAUAUAGGUAGUACUAAUGUAGGUGGUACUAAUGUAAAUAGUAGUAAUGUAGCUAGUAGUAAUGUAGCUAGUAGUAAUGUAGGUGGUACUAAUGUAGGUGGUACUAAUGUAGCUAGUAGUAAUGUAGCUAGUAGUAAUGUAGCUAGUAGUAAUGUAGCUAGUAGUAAUGUAGCUAGUAGUAAUGUAGCUAGUAGUAAUGUAGGUGGUACUAAUGUAGGUAGUACUAAUGUAAGUAGUAGCAGCAAUAACAAAGGUGCAGUGUCAGAUGGGAAGGAUAAUUAUGCUAAAAACGUUAUUAAGGAAGACGAAGAACUGUUAAAGAAACUAAUUGAAUACAAGUAUUCCAUAUUACAAAGACAAAGAAAAAAUAUCAUGAAAAAGAAAAAUAAGAAAAAUAUUUACAUGAAUGAAUAUUCGGACGAAAUAGAAAUGUUUAGUGAUACGGAAAGCGAAUACAAUAGUUCAGAAGCGGAGCAUGAUGGACAUCGCACAAGGCAUUGGGACGAUUAUCAUGGUAACAACCAACGUGAUAGUGAUAACAACAAUACGUACGAAAUGAAAAAGAGAAGAAGCAUUAAUGAAAAGAAAAAGAAAUUGGAGGUUUAUCUCAUCAUGAAUAAUCUAUAUAAUAAAUAUAAUAAGGGAAUAAUACCAGAGGAAAGUCAUACAAUAAAUAAAAAGACAGAUGUAUACUGGAGGUUGGCAUAUGCAAAGAGGGAUAUAAACCUAGUUGAUACUGUAUCAAACAAUGACUGGAAUGAGAAAUUUGAUAGCAUUUUUAAGUCCAAGGUGAAAACCAAGAGAAAUGGUGGUACUUCUGGAGGUAGUGGUAGUGUAGACGAUAUUAGUGGUAGUGAUACCGAGAUGGACGAAAGCAAUCAUAUAGCAAAUGAGAAAGAUAUCACAAAUCGCAAUAAUAGUAGUAAUAAUAACAACAGUAAUAGUAAUAAUAAUAGUAAAAAUAAUAAUGGUAACAACAAUAGUAACAAUAUCAGUAACAACUGUAACAAUAGCAGUAACAACUGUAACAAUAAUAAUACCAUGAGUGAGAACAUCCACCUGGAAACAAAACUAAAAAACUAUGUAGAUACCUUCAAUGUGAAGCAGUAUAAUAAAUACAUUACCUCUUUUCAGUUAGCACAGGCAAAACCUUAUGUAGUUGAUCCAUUAAUAUAUGAUUCCAAAAAAAUACUUGAUAAAUUCAUUCCAAUUAAUGGAAGAUAUACUGCUAGAGCUUUGUGCAAAAUUUUAGCCUUUACUAAUAAUCAAUUUUUCUUCCCCUCAUAUAUUAUGAACAAAGUCAGGAAAACUUAUUCACUUGAUAACAGUAUAGAAUCUUUAAUGCUAACGGGAGGUAUGAGUAGAAAAUGGGGGAUGGGAUUUCAACUCUUUGAAUGCGAAUAUCAAAAUGAAAUAAAUGAAAACUUUUAUAUGUUCAGGAAAAAGAGGAAAACAAAAGGAAAGCACAGGAAUAGAACAAAAAAGAUGAAUAAAGAAAAUGCAAAUGUUUUAAAAAAGAAAAGAAUUGUUGGAUAUGGACAAUCAGACUUCUCUGGAUGUCUAGCCAUUUCGUUUCCCGAAAUUGAUCUUUCACUUACAAUACUCUUAUCAGAUAUUUUUAAGGGAGCUGAUGUGGCGCAUCUCAUAUUGGACUACGUGCUGAAAUUAUAUGGCUUAAAACCGAAGUGGAAAUUACCUAUAAAAGUGUCUGAGCUAAUUAAAAUUUUGUAG
This is a messenger RNA of Plasmodium malariae, 7467 nucleotides long. It is a transcript of the gene ABCk2, whose product is annotated as atypical protein kinase, ABC-1 family, putative. The coding region runs from base 1 to 7467 and encodes 2488 amino acids. The record is from RefSeq and is a predicted model, not a curated record. NCBI's taxonomy places the organism in Eukaryota, Apicomplexa, Aconoidasida, Haemosporida, Plasmodiidae. The transcript has 5 exons.